UAGCGAAGAGGAGGGGUUGGCGGGCAAGAUGGCUGCUGCUGCGGCCGGUGUGGGCCGGCUAGAGGAAGAAGCGUUGCGGCGAAAGGAACGGCUGAAGGCCCUACGGGAGAAAACCGGGCGCAAGGACAAGGAAGAUGAGGAACCAAAGACCAAACAGCUCAGAGAGGGGGAGGAGGAGGGCGAGAAGCACAGGGAACUCAGGCUGCGGAACUACGUUCCCGAGGAUGAGGACCUGAAGAGGAGGAGGGUGCCCCAGGCCAAACCAGUGGCUGUGGAAGAGAAGGUGAAGGAGCAGCUGGAGGCCGCCAAGCCAGAGCCUGUCAUCGAGGAAGUUGACCUGGCCAACCUCGCACCCCGGAAGCCUGAUUGGGACCUCAAAAGAGACGUAGCCAAGAAGCUGGAGAAACUAGAAAAGCGGACCCAGAGGGCCAUCGCCGAGCUGAUCCGUGAGAGGCUGAAAGGCCAGGAGGACAGCCUGGCCUCUGCAGUGGAUGCCAGCACCGGACAAGAGGCCUGCGACUCCGACUGAGGCAUGCCCUGUCCUCUCACCCACCUGUCAGGCCUGCCCUGUGGGAGGGUGGUCUUGGACAGGGUCAGGUCUGAGCUUGCCACCACUUCUGGGUUGCCCUCCGAGCAGUCACCCCCUGCCCCAUCAGUCUUAGCCUUGCGAUGUAGGGUGAGGUCAGCUCCUUGUCUCCCAAGUGGUCUCCGCUACCCUGGGUUCUGUGAGCCCAGACAGAGCCAGCAGCAGUUCUGUGAGCCUGCUGUGUCUGUACACAUGUAGGUAUGUAUGUACGUAUGUAUAUAUUGUGGAUUUUUUUUUUAAAUUCUGGAAAUAGAAACAAGCAGAUCCCUGUGUGUGGCAGAAAUCUACCAAAUAUUUUCUGGGUCCUUGGGGUGCUAUGGGGUUUGGGUCUCAAGACAGGGUGUCUGGAGAGGUGAUCUUAAUAUGAAUAAGCCCUGAGUUGGGCUGAGCAGGUUGAGGCUGACCUUCUGGGCUCAGUCUUUGGUCAGCGGUGGUCAUCUCAGAACCCUUGAGUGACAGACGGGCCUUGCAGUAUUCCAUGGGACAGCCAGGAGAGGCCCCCACCCUGAUCUGUGGAACCCCUCACGGCGUGAGAGAGAAGGAAGAGACUGGCCCACGGAGGGGUGAGCUUGGCCGCAUUGCCACCGUUAUUGAAGUUGCGGUUCCGUGAGAGGGGGAGUAGAAUGAGCACGGGAAGGCAGCCAGCAGCCCCUGCCACAGGGGGCAGGAGGAAGUGGUGAGCAAAGAAACCAGGGGACAUCGCAGAAAUCAACAGUUAACCUCUAGCGAGACAAAGAUUAAAAAAAAAGACAGAAAUUAAUAUAAAUAUUAGGAACGAAAUAAGGUGAUCACUACAGUCUCCCCAGACACCAACAGGACAGUAAAGGGGUAUUGUGAGUAACUCCCCACAUGAAUUUGACAAGUGGAUGAAAUGAACCAGUUCCUUGAAAAGCACAAAUUACCACAAGUUAUCCAAGACAAAAUAGAUUACUUUGCGUAGCUCUAUAAAAGAUAAUGAAUUCACAAUUUAAAAAUCCCUAAAAAAGAAAUCUCCAAGCCCAGGUGGUUUUACUGGAGAAUUAAUAUACAGAGUUAAUGCAAUUCCUGUCAAAAUCCCAAUAAGAUCUUUAGGCAUAGACAGAAUUAUUCUAAAUUGUAGCAGGACAGGCAGAAGAACUAGACUAGCUUAAACAGGUUUUACUAGAAGAAUGAAGCAUGAGGAACCAUUAACCAUCCCCAGACAGUAUGAAGCCACAGUGAUCAAGAUGGCAGUGCUGGUGGAAAGACAGGCACAUAGAUCAGUGGAAGUCAGCUGCCCGCUCACUUUUGACAAAGGUAUAAUGUGAGCUCAGUGGAGGAAGCACAGUCUUCAGCAAAUGGUGCUGGAGUGAUUGGGCAGCCACAGGCCAAAAAAGGAACCUCAGUCAGACCUUACACAAAAAUUAAAGUUGCUCAUAGGUUUAAAUGUAAAAUGUAAAACUAUAACAACUUUCAGGAGAAAACCUUCAGGACCCAGAGCUUGGGAAAGAAUUCUUAAGGCAUGAGACCAGAAGCACAAUCCAUAAAUAAUAAAUUGGGAAAUUUGACUUAACUGAAACAAAGAGCUUUUGCUCCUACAGUCUUAAGAGAAUGAAAAGAAAAGCUACAGACAGAAAAUAUUUGCAAACGGCAUAUCUGCUAAAAGGCUCCUAACUAGAACAUAAUGAAUUAUCAAAACUCAACAGUAAAAAAGAAAGGAAAUCCAAUCAGAAAAUGGGCAAAAGACAUGAAGAGACAUUUUACCAAAGAGGAUAUAAAUUGCAAACACGUGAAAGAUACUCAGCAUUACUAGCCUUUAGGGAAAUGCAAAUGAAAACCAUGAUGAGCUGUCAUUAGACACCUAUUAGAACAGCUUAAAUUACAAAUUAUGAUAAAUGCUGGCAAGGAUGCAGAGAGCUGAAAAUCUCACAUUGUUGGUGGGACUAUAAACACUAGGUGCUCUGGGAACUAGUUUGGCAGUUUCUUAAGAAACUAAAUGUAUACUUAACAUAUAACUCAGCAACCAUACUCCUGGCAUUUAUUCCAGAGAAAUAAACUCCAAACGGACAUAGCAGAUAUAAAAAUGAUGUCCACAAAGGUUCAUAGCAAUUUGAUUUGUAAUUGCCAAAAGCUAGGGGGGAAAUGCCACAUGCAUUAUUGCUUAAUGCUGGGUAAUUUGAGUUUGUUCAGGAUAUAUCAGCUUAAAAAAAUGAACGCAGAGUAAUGGAGGUUGCCAAGUCAUCAUCAGACCCAGAUCUGGGUCUUAGUGUAAUUUCCCUUCCUUCAGUUUGCAAUGAAAAUAUUACCAAAAAAUGGGUGAAAUGAGGACAGUAAGAAAUUUCUGAUGUGUGCCAUGCACUCUACGAGGGCAUUCCUUCACCUGAUUCUGUACUCGGGAGUAAUGGAUCGGAAAAGUAUGUUUUAUUCUGUGAAAAAACAAACCCACAGCCCUGGCUGGGUGGCUCCGUUGGUUGUAGCUCCGUCCCAUACACGGAAAGGGUUUGGGUUGUAUCCCCAGGCAGAGUGUGAACAGGAGGCAGUUGAUCAAUGUUUCUCUCUCACAUCGGUAUCUCUCUCUUCCUCCCCCCCAAAUCAAUUUUUAAAAAUCCCUGGUUGGGUAUUAAAAACCCAACAAAAUACAAAAUGCUCAUCAGUAGGUGACUAUUUAAACUGUGGUGCAUCCAUACCAUGGAAUACUACUCAGCAGUGAAAAGGCACGAGCUGUUGAUAAAAGAAAUGGCUUGGAUAGAGUGAAGAACAUAUCCAUAUAUAUGAAAAGAUCACAUCUCAUGAUUUCCUAUCUAACAUUCUUGAAGUGACAAAAUCAGACAGGGAACAGAUUGGUGGCUGCCAAGGGUUAGGAAUGGUGGGGGCUGGUAUGACUAUAAAGGGAUAUCUUGGAGGAGAUCUUUGUGGUGAUGGAAUAGCUUCCGAUCGCAGUGGUGAUUGCAUGAGUCCACAUGGGAUCAAGUGGAAUGGACCAAGCACAGGUCAUUUCCAGUUUAAUUGUACCUACUGUAGUUAGGGAAGAUGUAACUCCUGUCCGGGGAAACCGGGCAAAUGGUACACAGGACUGCUCUGUACUCUCUUUAACUUCCUAUGAAUCCAUAUUUCAAAAUAAAAAGUUUAAAAAUA
Messenger RNA from Miniopterus natalensis, 3679 nucleotides. It is a transcript of the gene CCDC12, whose product is annotated as coiled-coil domain containing 12. NCBI's taxonomy places the organism in Eukaryota, Metazoa, Chordata, Mammalia, Chiroptera, Miniopteridae. The record is from RefSeq and is a predicted model, not a curated record. Gene Ontology annotation, cellular component: U2-type spliceosomal complex; post-mRNA release spliceosomal complex.